AUGGCAGAAAUUCUAUUAAAAAAUCCUCCAACAUAUCCGCUAGUUGCAAUACCAGUCGAUUUGAGUUUUUUGAACGAACGAAACCCCCUGGCGUUCACAAUCGACAAUGUAUGCACUCCAGAAGAAUGUCAAGCUCUAAUCAACCUUUCUGAAGCUGGUAGUUAUGAAAUCGCCUUAAUAAACGUAGGCUAUGGACGACAAAAAAUAAUAACUGAUGUAAGAAAUAAUUAUCGAUACAUUCGAGAUGAUGUCGAAAUAACAAAUAUCCUUUGGAAACGAAUCGAACAAUUCGUUCCUGCUCUCUGGUAUGAUAAACCUGUGGCCGGACUCAAUGAAAGAUUGCGGUUUUUGCGAUACGAUCCGGGACAGAAAUUUGAAGCGCAUUGUGAUGGAACUUAUGUUCGCCCAGAUGGCAAUGAAAAAAGUUGCAUCACUUUCCAGUUAUAUUUGAAUGAGGGAUUCGUUGGUGGUGAAACAAGCUUUUUGUCUUAUUCUUUGAACAGGGAUGAAGUUAAAGUUGUGCCAAAAACAGGAAUGGUUUUAAUAUUUCAGCAUGAUUUGCUACAUGAGGGUUCAGCAGUAAUUGAAGGAAGAAAAUUUACUUGGUACCUGGAACAAGCGUCACUUCAUUCCAUUCAUAAUUCGUCAAUAUCAUUUCCAUUGAUCGCAAGGGCUCAACCAUUGUCGCUGUUUGUGUCUAAGGAAUUAUCGGUGGUUGCAAUGGAAAUCAUUAUUCAGGAUUAG
Ambispora gerdemannii is the source of this 744-nucleotide messenger RNA. The record is from the annotation of a GenBank genome assembly. Lineage: Eukaryota; Fungi; Glomeromycota; Glomeromycetes; Archaeosporales; Ambisporaceae.